This is a messenger RNA of Drosophila persimilis, 2001 nucleotides long. It is a transcript of the gene Irk2, whose product is annotated as G protein-activated inward rectifier potassium channel 3. Gene Ontology annotation, cellular component: plasma membrane. Lineage: Eukaryota; Metazoa; Arthropoda; Insecta; Diptera; Drosophilidae. Gene Ontology annotation, biological process: potassium ion import across plasma membrane; regulation of monoatomic ion transmembrane transport. Bases 475 to 1878 code for a protein of 467 amino acids. The transcript is spliced from 5 exons. Gene Ontology annotation, molecular function: inward rectifier potassium channel activity. The record is from RefSeq and is a predicted model, not a curated record.
CGUCAUUUAAUCCAUUGGACUGACUUGCGGAUCUCUCUCGGUGUCGCAGUCGCAGUCGCAGUCGUUGUUGCUGUCAUCGCUGUUUCUGGUGUCGGUCGUGGUCGCAGCUUCUGUUGUCUCUGUCCGCAGUGUGUUGUAUGUUGUGUGCCCUGUGAUCUCUGGGGCUCGCCUCAUUCCCGACCAGACGCGCGGCGUUGAAACAAAGCGAAUCCCAUUCUGCAGAGAUCGUUAAAUUAUAUUUGUUUCGAUUGUGACCGAUUCGUCGCUCUAGUUGAAUCAAUACCGGGCCACAGUGAUAUGAAUGUUGGAGGUCUUUAGCAUAACAAAAGGCCAUCUAACAUCGAACAAAUGAUCGGCUUAAAGGUGUCAAUUAAUUGAACAUUUCGUUUGCUCAUAAAAAGGUGCUAAAAUUAUUUAAGCUGAAACGUGCCUAGCCAGCUAAUUUCAAUUCAAUUUGUGUGGUGCUUUGUUAAGAUGCGCUUCAAUUUCUCGAGCCACUCGGCUGCCCCAGCAGCAACAGCCACUCCAGCGACAGCACCAACAAAUGGCAACGAGAAGGCCACCCAGCCGUUGAAGAGGGGCAUUGAGGCCGAUCCCGAUUCCCUGGACAGUGUGAUCAGCAAUCCGCAAUCGUAUCCCAUCACCAUAGUGCCCAAUCGCCCCGCGAGCUUCUAUGGAGUAGCCCCAAAUGGCAAGGCAUUUCAGCGCCAGCCGAGCUGCAGAUCCCGCAAUUUUCGUCCUGGAAGUAUGCGGCGAGUGCGCAGAAGAGCCGUGUUCAAAAACGGUGACUGCAAUGUGGUGCAGAAGCACCUUCAGAGAAGGCGGGUCCGGUUUCUGCAGGACAUGUACACAACGAUGGUGGACUGGCAGUGGCGGUGGACGCUCCUAGCCUUUGCGCUGAGCUUCAUACUCUCGUGGUUGUUCUUUGCGCUCAUCUGGUGGCUGAUCAUCUACACACACGGGGAUCUGGAGGAGCUGCACAUGCCGGACAAUCAAGAGGAGUCUGGAUGGGCGCCUUGUGUGUCGGCCAUUGAUGGCUUCACCUCCUGCUUUUUGUUCUCCAUUGAGACGCAGCACACAAUUGGCUACGGCGUGCGGACCACUUCUCCCGAGUGUCCCGAGGCCAUAUUCAUGAUGUGCUUCCAGUCCAUCUAUGGCGUGAUGUCCUCGGCCUUCAUGGCGGGCAUCGUCUUUGCCAAGAUGACCCGGGCCAAGCAGCGCGCCCAGACGCUGCUAUUCUCCAAGCAGGCCGUCAUCUGCCAGCGCGACGGCUGCCUGUCGCUGAUGUUCCGGGUGGGUGACAUGCGGAAGUCCCACAUCAUCGGCGCCGGCGUCAGAGCCCAGCUGAUUCGCACGAAGAGCACCAAGGAGGGUGAGGUGAUGACGCAGUACUUCACGGAGCUGGAAAUCGGCAGCGACGACUCGGGCUCUGAUUUGUUCUUCAUCUGGCCCAUGAUCAUCGAGCACAAGAUCGACGAGAAUUCGCCGCUGUAUAAUCUGAAUGCUACUGACAUGCUGCAGGAUAGGUUCGAGAUUGUGGUCAUACUCGAGGGGACGGUGGAGUCGACGGGCCAGUCCACACAGGCCAGAUCGAGUUAUAUCAACACCGAGAUCCUGUGGGGCCACCGUUUCGAUCCUGUAGUGCUGUACAACAAGGAUCUGCAGGCCUAUGAGAUCGACUAUGGUCGCUUCAACGAGACCACUCAGGUGGACACGCCCCUGUGCAGUGCUCGUGAGCUAAACGAGAUCUACAAGAUCCAGGAGGGCUUCCGCACACCAGCUUCCCCCACGAUCCGUUCGAGGCCCUCUAGUUCCAGUUCCGGCUACCAGUCGCCCCAGGACCGUCGUCUGCGCUGGCAGCUCUCGGUGCCCUUGUAGAGCCUCCACUCCACUCCACUCUAUCGACACUUAAGGCAAAGCUAAACUGCUCUUACCCAUACGAAAAUAAGUUAAUAAACGCUCGAGUCCAAAUUGCAUGUCCCUGGAAGUCCAUACAAAUGA